CAGUGAUAUGAGUGGAGUGUGAAGUGCAUGCAUGUGCUUGACGUUUUGCCUACAGUUGAUGUCAUCGGAUCUGCGAUUGUAAAAUAACAACUCCACCAUGUCGUUGAGAACGCUCGCGAUCACCUUGAAUAAUAUCAGCAGAAAUUAUUCACCAGGAGAAACCAUCUCCGGAGAAGUAAUCAUAGAUUCCAAUGGAGCAGCUAAUUACAGAGGAUUGCAACUGAAAUUCAAUGGUGCAGCAGUAGUUCACUGGACGGAGCGUAAUCCACGACGUAAUCGAGAACAAAAUAAUGGAGGGAAUUAUCGAAUCGAAGAUGAACCGAGUGACGUACAUUACCACGCAGAGGAAGAAUAUUUCCAGGCAUCGAUGUACGUGCUGGGAGGUCCAGCUGGGAAUGUCCACGUCGGGGCGGGACGUCUCGUCGUUCCCUUUACGACUCCAUUACCGAUGAACAUACCGAGUAGUUUUGCCGAUAUUAAUCUAGGCAGAAUCGAAUACAGCAUUGAGGCAAGCAUGUCUACAGCAUGGGGAAGCGAAUUCAAAACCAAAAUUCUGUUCUAUGUGAAUGCUCCGCCGAAUUUGAGCCAAUACCCAUGUGAGCCAAUCGUGGACGUAGUGAAUAAAAAAUAUUACUGCUGUUUACUCCCAUGUAUCACCAAUGGUUCGAUGGACGCAUGUAUCCGUUCCCUUGGUAAUUGUUAUUCAAUUGGUGAAUGGAUCCACGUCUUUUUGGAUAUUGACUCGCAUUCAAAAUCUGUCCAGGUUACUUCAGUGGAUAUGAAACUAGAACAGAGAACGACUUUCCAAGCGCAUGCACCGGAAAACAAAACCAAGUCCAACACCAAAACUAUAGCGACGACUAAAUCUGAAGGGCCUUUUCCAGACACUGCGACUUUAGAAUUAAAAAUAAAAAUCCCAUCUGUCCCUCACAGUGGUUUUGAGAAUUGUGGGAUCAUCGCUGUAAAAUAUCUUCUGAAAAUCGAGAUAUGUGUGUCUGGAUGUCACUUGAACAUCAAAAAGGAACAUGACAUUAUCAUUGGAUCAAGACCACAACUUCUUGAGCAUCAGAUAGCUCCUACUGCACCUCUUAUUGGAAUUGUCGAUUCAUCUUCAUCAACAUUUGUAUCUCCAGAAACCUUGCGACCUCAAAAAUCUAGCGGUCAAUUUCCUGUGGUCAAUGUUCCGUACGGCCCAGCGAAUGUUCCAUACGGCCCAGCGAAUGUUCCAUACACCUCGACCCAACCACCAUGUUAUGAGGCUGCUGUGAUGCAAGGAUACAUGCCAUCAAUGCACCAGUAAUAAAAAGUAUUUAUCUACCUCAGAGUAGAAACGAAUGAAAACGAAGACAAUCCUAUCACUUUCAAGACUCAAGAUUAGAUUAGAACAUUCUAACAAUCCGUAAAAUAUUAAAUUUUGUAUGGACAAACUUCAGGUAUGAAUAAAUUAUCUGAUAAGUUUUCGCA
Molecule: messenger RNA, 1464 nt
Organism: Fopius arisanus
Lineage: Eukaryota; Metazoa; Arthropoda; Insecta; Hymenoptera; Braconidae
Product: arrestin domain-containing protein 2
Exons: 7
Coding region: 98-1300 (400 amino acids)
Biological process (GO): protein transport
Cellular component (GO): cytoplasm
Source: RefSeq, a predicted model, not a curated record